Molecule: messenger RNA, 2196 nt
Organism: Coffea arabica (coffee)
Lineage: Eukaryota; Viridiplantae; Streptophyta; Magnoliopsida; Gentianales; Rubiaceae
Source: RefSeq, a predicted model, not a curated record
AUGGCUGAGGAGGACCGGGAUAAGACCUCCUUCAUCACCGAGGAGGGAACCUACUGCUACAGGACCAUGCCGUUUGGGUUGAAGAACGCGGGAGCUACUUACCAGCGCUUGGUCAACAAAUUAUUCCAAAACCAGACCGGCAGAAGCAUGGAGGUCUAUGUAGACGACAUGAUCGUCAAAAGCCGGACUGACCAGCAGCUCAUACCCGACCUCCGGGAGAUUUUGAACAUCCUGCUGGAGUGCCGGAUGCGCCUAAAUCCGAAAAAGUGUACCUUUGGGGUCAGAUCGGGAAGAUUUCUCGGCUUCCUGGUGUCCCGAGAUGGAAUCCGGGCCAACCCGGAUAAACUCCAGGCCAUUAUGGACAUGGCCUCUCCGAGGAAUGUGAAAGAGGUCCAACGACUCACAGGGAGGAUGGCCGCCCUGAACAGCUUAUCUGGCCGAGCUGCCAACUCUGAUCGCCCCAGAGCCGGGGUAGACCCUAUUCCUAUACCUGUCCUCCUGCAACGAGGCCGUCAGUGCGGUAUUGGUGCGGGAAGACGGAGGGGCUCAGAGGCCGGUGUAUUACGUCAGCCGAGCUCUACAGGGGCAGAGACGCGAUACUCACCAGCCGAGAAGCUGGUCCUUGCCUUGGUGCAUGCUUCUCGCAAGCUCCGCCCGUACUUCCAGGCUCACAGCAUCGUAGUUCUGACCGACCAGCCCUUGCGUCAGAUACUCACCAAGCCCGAGGUCUCGGGCAGGAUGACCAAGUGGGCCGUCGAGCUGGCCGAGCAUGACCUUAGUUAUCGGCCUCGCACCGCGAUCAAGGCUCAGGCCUUGGCAGACUUCCUUGCAGAGGGGGCUAACUUAAACCUGGCCGAGUUAGCCCCGACACCCACGGACGCCCCGGCUGAAGAGCCGUGGGUGCUGUUCGUGGAUGGCGCCUCGAGCAAGGAAGGGAGCGGGGCUCGCCUGCUGCUCACCUCGCCCACCGGGGAAGAACUGACCUACGCGCUUAGGUUCGAUUUCCCGGCGUCCAACAACGAAGCAGAGUACGAGACCCUGCUGGCGGGGCUGCGGAUAGCCCACCAGAUGGGCAUCACUGCGAUCAGAGUUCGGAGCGAUUCUCAACUCGUCGUCCUCCAGGUUCGCGGGGAGUACGAAGCCAAGGACGAGAUUAUGAAGAAAUACCUGGCUAAGGUGCGGGAGGCGGUGACCUUGUUCGGAACAUUUGAAAUCGUGCGGGUGCCGAGGUCCCAGAACAAGCGGGCAGACGCCCUUUCAAAGUUGGCGUCCUCCUCGUUUGCCCAUCUAAGCAAGGAGGUCUUGGUGGAGGUGGUAAAACAAAAGAGUAUCAAUCAAGUUCAGUGCGUGACUCCCGGGGAAGGUGAUUACGUUCUGCGCGAGGUCCAUGAAGGAAUAUGUGCAGCACAUGUGGGGUCUAGGGUGUUGGCCAAAAAGUGCCUCCUUUUGGGCUAUUACUGGCCCUCCGUCUUCCGAGACGCAGCAGAUCUGGUCCAAAAAUGCCGAGCUUGCCAGGUGCACGCUUCGCUGCGCCAUCAGUCAGUUCAAGAAAUGGUCCCCAUUCAUAGUCCUUGGCCCUUCACUCAAUGGGGGAUAGACCUCGUGGGUCCCUUCCCCCGAGCCCCGGGAAGGUAUGAACACCUCGUGGUGGCAAUAGAUUACUUCACGAAAUGGGUGGAAGCAGAACCCCUGGUCUCUAUUUCUGGAAAGGCAAUUCAGAAAUUCUUCUGGAAAAAUAUAGUUUGUCGCUUUGGGAUUCCGCACGUCCUGAUAUCCGACAAUGGCCGCCAGUUCGCCGAGAACCCUUUCCGGAGCUGGUGCUCUGAGCUCGAAAUCAACCAACACUUCACGUCAGUGGGUCACCCCCAGGCCAAUGGUCAGGUGGAGAACGCCAACCGAACUGUCCUGCAAGGGUUGAAGACUAGAAUGGAAUCCGCCCAAUCGAACUGGCUGGAUGAGCUUCCCAGUGUCCUCUGGGCUUACCGCACUAAGCCCAGGACGGCCACCCAAGAGACCCCAUUCUCCUUAACUUACGGAGUAGAGGCUGUGGUGCCCGCGGAGGUCGGUCUUCCCUCGCCCAGAACACAGAAUUUCGUGGCAGCAUCCAACGAGGAAGAGCUCAGGCUUGCCAAGGUGGAUGGAUCUGAAGUACCUCGUACUUGGCACUUCUCCAAUUUGCGGUUGUUUGUAGCAUAG